This is a messenger RNA of Etheostoma cragini (Arkansas darter), 3936 nucleotides long. RefSeq names its product protein FAM160A1-like. The coding region runs from base 440 to 3802 and encodes 1120 amino acids. The record is from RefSeq and is a predicted model, not a curated record. The transcript is spliced from 13 exons. Lineage: Eukaryota; Metazoa; Chordata; Actinopteri; Perciformes; Percidae.
GUGACAGCUGAGCGGCUUAACGCCUCAGGGACGGAGCUGCGGUCAGAAACGAGCCAAGCAGCCGGGUUAUGAGACGAAAACUCGGGAUUUGGUCACGUUUUCUGGACUAUAACUGACUUUAAUCUCACUUUACAUUUGUUUUUCGGGACUAGAAGUUUCCAGAGAGUUACACUCCUUCAUCUCUGACCAGUCGAGGCCAGCAGCUGCCGACUGAGCCCAGGGAGAGAUCCUGAUCCUGGGCUGAGAGAGAGCCAGCUGAUGCCCCCUGAGCCCAGGAAGAGAGCCUGAUCCUGGGCUGAGAGAGAGCCAGCUGAUGCCCCUGAGCCCAGGAAGAGAGCCUGAUCCUGGACUGAGAGAGGACCAGCUGAUGCCCCCUGGUCCGGCCCCCGUCCCACACCCUGAGCUGGAACAUGCUGUAACCAGCUGAGUGCCAAUCAAAAUGAUGGCCUCUGUGGUUGUUGGGGGCCACCGGAAGAAGUCUCUCACGCUGAGAGGGGUGGACCCAGAGACCUGUAUGAUUGUCUUCAAGAACCACUGGACACAGGUGGUAAAGAUCCUGGAGAAACACGAGCCGGGUCGUAGCAGCACCAGUGCGUUGAGCUUCCUCUCCGGUCACGGUAGCGGCGGCUCUGGAGCGCUACGCCUCGGGCCCAUCCCGGCCGACGAGGCCAGCGCCGUCCAGAACUACGUGGAACACAUGCUCUUCCUACUGAUGGAGGAGGAGGUGGGGCAAGGAGGAGCGAUGGGCCCCAUCCUGGAGUUCGUGGUUCUGGAGGGCGUGAUGGAGAGGCUGUUUCUGUGGAGUCUGAGGAGACACUUCACUGAGGACAUGAAGCUGGAGCAGCUCAGGAUGUACCAGAUGCUUCUGUCUCAGGCCAGACAGCCUCUCCUGCACCACAAACCCGUUCUACGGCCGCUCAUGAUGCUGCUGGCCUCCUGCGCCGGAGCCGGGGGCGGGACUGACAGCGGUGGAGGUGUGGUGGAGGCGGAGCUGGUCCUCCUGUUGCACCAGCUGUGUGUCGCUCUGGUCAAAGAUCCCUCAGUGCUGGAACUGUUCUUCCACACAAGUGAGGACCAGGGAGCUGCCAACUUCCUGCUCUUCUCCCUGCUCAUACCAUACACACACAGACAGGGUUCGGUUGGUCAGCAGGCCAGAGAUGCUCUGCUGCUCAUCAUGUCUCUGUCGGCCUCCGACGCCCGAGUCGCCCAGCACAUCGCCCAGAACACGUACUUCUGUCCUGUGAGUACACACACUACACAACAUCAUCACAUCUUUCUGCUGUGUGUGUGUGUGUGUGUGUGUGUGUGUGUGUGUGUGUGUGUGUGUGUGUGUGUGUGUGUGUACUCAACUCGUACUCUUACCUGGUGUUUGUGUGUCUGUGUGUGUGUGUGUGUGUGUGUGUGUCUGUGUUUGUGUGAACAGGUCCCGGCGCUCGUCCACUUCCUGCACUCGCUGGACUUCUGCAGCGCCGUUACAAAGGUCGCUCAUCCCUCCAUCCGGUCUCAGUUGCUAGGUUACAUCUACAACGGCUUCCUGGUGCCCGUGCUGGCUCCUGCUCUGCACAAGCUGACGGUGGAGGAGGCGAUGACCACCACGGCGUACCUGGACCUGUUCCUGCGCUCCAUCUCUGAGCCCGCCCUCCUCCAGAGCUUCCUGUCCUUCGUCCUGCUGCACACGCACGACAACGUGCACAUCCUGGACACGCUGGUCAGCAGAGUCAACACACCUUUCCAGCUGGGGACGGUGUCGCUGGCCCUGUUCAGGACUCUGAUUGGUUUCUUCUGUGAAGACGUCAUGCUGCAGCUGGUGUUCAGGUAUCUGAUUCCCUGCAGCCACCUGAGCAGGAAGCAGCGCUCCUCCUUAAAGCAGACGGACUGUUACUCCUCCAGCGCCGCCUCCUUUCUGCUCCUCAUGCCCUCCUGGUGUCCUGGGAGCCUCCUGAACACAAACCUCCACUCAGAGCACAUCCACUGGCCCCAAGGAGCAGAUCUCUCCGUCUCAGAGAGUGUCGGGUACUGCCGUGGUUCAGACUUCUUGAUGGAUGUGAACUACCUCCACUACCUCUGGGACGCCCAGCAGGCCGUCUCCAUUUCCCACAGGGCGUGCCGGCUCUGGUCGUCUCCGUACGACGGGGUCGACCCUCCGCCUCAACAAAACCCAUCGGACGCACCCAGGGACAGCGUGGAAGACGAGGACGAGAUCGCACGGCGAGUCGAGAGUGACUCCAUCUGCUCCCUGGUCAUCACUCCCCCCCCCUCGGCGCUCUCCCCGACACCCCCGUCCUCCGAUACCGUCGCCACCGGCGAUCAGGCGGGGCGAGCCGGCUCCGCCCUGGAGCUGGAAUGGGACGACAUUUUUGCAGACGACGAUCCGUCUUCGUCAGCGUUUCUAAACACGGCAGCAGCAGCAAACGACAGAUGCGUCGCGACGCCUCUACCCCCCCGACACAUCCAGGAAAUGCAACGCACCGCGACCAAGCUGGUGCACGGCUCCUACGUGGAGGAAUCCGAGUUUCAGGACGACGUUCUGGUCUACGAUCUAGUCGCCCAGAGAGAGACGAAGGUGGCCAUUUUGGAGCGAGUCGUGGCUGCGAAUAGACGGGCACGUGGGAGCAUCUCAAACAGCCAACGGACGUCAACAGCAGCGACGACGACGACAACUUUAACGUCGAUGCUAACGACAACCGGGAGGACGGUGAUGGAAACGGUAAACGGUAUAAUGUCGACGAGGAGGAUGAGCGAGGAUGGAGGGAAAGAGGAAAGGAGGAGUGAGGAUUUAGUGAAGGAGGUGAGGAGUAGUGACGAUGUUGGGAGAAGGAAGGAGGGAGAUGAGAUGAAGAGGAUUGACGCACAAGGAGAUCAUCAGUUUUUCACCAAUGGUUUCAACGCUAAGAACCACAUCAUCGACGAACGUGAUGAUUCUGAUGAAGACGCCGAUGUGUUUAACCAAAACUGCAACCUCACAAAUACUGUAAAUCACACACUGCACGAACACAACACACACCCGACGCCAUGUUUUGGGACUUUACCCAACGGCCACUCUGAAUCGGAGCCAUUUUUGAGUCGCCCUUCGGUGGCUGACGCAAAGUCUCCAGAUCUGCCCGGUGACAAAGUCGCCGAUAACGAUGACUUCCUGUCCCGAUACCACGAGCUCAUGCUCUCUUUAGGGGUGGAGCCAGACUGUGAUGACACCACAAGUGACAUCAGGACAUUCAGGAGGCGGGUCCGAGCGCUGAGGCAAAGACUGGAAGAGGAGGAGGAGUUUGCUUUUAGCUCCUCGUGGGAAGACGGAGAGGAGGAAGAAGAAGAGGGGGCGAUGGACGAGGCAGAAGAGGAUGAGGAAGAGGAAGGAGAGGAGAGGUCGAGCAGCAGUAAGAAAGGCAGCAGGAGGCACGCAGUUCCUUUUACAGGUCUGUGUUUAGAUGGCAAAGGGAAUAACGUCCUGAAUAACCCUUCUAACGGUUCGACUUGUAAUACAUUUAUCUGUCGUACGCACAACACUUUGAUUGAAGCAUGCCAAAGCCUUUCCUGGCACACGUUCAAUCACAGUGUCACGUUGUGUUUUUCAGAGUGCCUCCAGUCUCAGGGCCGCGACCUCAUCCUGGACCCGUCUCUUUCUAACGGCUCGGUGAGGAACGCUCUGGCUUUGCCUCCUCUUGCCGUGCUGCCGCCGUGCCCUCACAUCCCCCCUCAGGCCAAGAGCCGAGUGUUCGCCAUCAUCCUGUUCGCCGAGUUCCUGAAGGAGCUGGCCGCCAUCGCCCAGGAGCACAGCGUCGCACUGGACUUCUCUUCAGAGGAUUAAUGGAAGUGGCUCAAACUGUCUGUCCAGCUGUAGAUAUCUGACUGACAAAUCACCAUUACUGUGCCCGUGAGCAAAUACUGAUGAAAACGCAUCGAAGGAGCCUCCAGCAGGAGAUGGACGGCUUGUAAUGAAAA